Molecule: messenger RNA, 1571 nt
Organism: Marmota monax (woodchuck)
Lineage: Eukaryota; Metazoa; Chordata; Mammalia; Rodentia; Sciuridae
Gene: Necab2
Product: N-terminal EF-hand calcium binding protein 2
Exons: 13
Coding region: 1-1164 (387 amino acids)
Biological process (GO): regulation of amyloid precursor protein biosynthetic process
Cellular component (GO): cytoplasm
Molecular function (GO): calcium ion binding
Source: RefSeq, a predicted model, not a curated record
AUGUGCGAGCGGGCGGCGCGCCUGUGCAGGGCCGGCGCGCACAGGCUGCUCCGGGAGCCGCCGCCGCAGGGCCGGGCGCUGGGCGGGCUGCUGCGCUGGGUGGGCGCCAGGAUGGGCGAGCCCCGGGCGCCGCUGGUCCCCGACGCCCCCGCCGCGGACCCCGGCCCCGCCGCGCCGCGCGGGGGCACCGCCGUCAUCCUGGACAUUUUCCGACGUGCGGACAAAAAUGAUGACGGGAAGCUGUCCUUGGAGGAAUUCCAGCUCUUCUUCGCCGAUGGCGUCCUCAACGAGAAGGAGCUGGAGGACCUCUUCCACACCAUCGACUCCGACAACACCAACCACGUGGACACCAAGGAGCUGUGUGAUUAUUUUGUGGACCACAUGGGAGACUAUGAGGAUGUCUUGGCGUCCUUGGAGACACUGAAUCACUCUGUCCUGAAGGCCAUGGGCUACACCAAGAAGGUGUAUGAGGGCGGGAGCAACGUGGAUCAGUUUGUGACCCGCUUCCUCCUGAAGGAGACGGCCAAUCAGAUCCAGUCUCUGCUGAGCUCUGUGGAGAGUGCGGUGGAAGCCAUCGAAGAACAGACUAGCCAGAUCCGACAGAACCACAGCAAGCCCGACCACGGGGGCAUGGGCACCUGGUAUGGAAGCCCCUCUCCUCCCCAUGCCCCCAACCACAAGCUCAUGGCUGUGGAGCCAGGGAAGAGCCUGCCAUCUGUCACUGGGGACCCAAAGGAGGAGGGUCUAGAAGCCCAGAUCAGCCGGCUGGCAGAAUUGAUUGGGAGGCUGGAGAACAAGACACUGUGGUUUGACCUGCAGCAGCGCCUCUCGGAUGAAGAAGGCUCCAAUAGGCACCUGCAGCUUGUCCGGCAGGAGAUGGCCGUGUGCCCCGAGCAGCUGAGCGAGUUCCUGGACUCCCUGCGACAGUACUUGCGGGGCACCGCUGGAGUGGGGGGCUGCUUCCACAUUGCCGCUGUGAGGUUGUUGGACGGCUUCACCUUCGUCAUCUAUGAGUUCUGGGAGACAGAGGAGGCGUGGAAGAGGCACCUGCAGAGCCCCGUGUGCAAGGCAUUCCGGCACGUCAAGGUGGACACACUGCGCCAGCCCGAGGCCCUCUCCCGGAUCUCAGUGCCAGCCGCUUGGUGCACCGUGGGCCGAGACUGACCACCGCCGAAGCUGUGGAGGCAGCACCCCUCUUGUCAAGGACCCCCCUUUUCUAGAAACUUUGGUACAGUCUUUUCAAUAUACUUCUAAACAAGAAUGUAUUUCCUCUGCGGUUUGGAGUGAAAGAGGACCCCUGUCCCCACCCGAGCUGGCAGAGCUCUGUGCUCUGGGGUCCCCCUGAGGCUCCUGGGCUGGCAUCCCCACCGAGCCCUCCUGCCCCCCAGGUGGCCUCGCCAGGCCAGCCCUGGCUCAGCAGGGCUUGCCCACAGCCACUUCUCACCCCCUCCUGACGUCCCCUCCCUGGUAGGAGCCGUGGCCCUGUAGUGCCCAACCUAGGCCAAGCCCAGAAGUGGCAGUAGUGCCCAUGUACCAGUGCCACCUUAGGCACCAAAUAAACCCUAGCUAGG